CUCCCGAGAGCUGUUGAUAGUCCGGGCCGGUCACUCCCUGCUCAUGUUCCCACUCCCGUCUCUGGAGGAAAAAUCUGGCCAAGGACAGUUGUCAGACAGAGCGGCACAGGCCGCACUUUAUAUCUGGUCGGCAGCAGAUAGGCAGCCAGGCUGGGACAGGGGGUGCUUUGAGAAGACUUGGCUCCCAGCAGGGCCCUGGCCCCCAAGGUCAAGUCCCAGGAGGAGAUAGUGCUGCCUGCCGCACAAACAUCCCAGGCUCACCCAUAUAAGCCAGGCCCACCCAGCCCCUGGAGCCCCAGGAUGUGGGGUCUCCUGCUCCCUCCGUCGGCCCUGGUGCUUUCGGUGAUGGGGCCUCUGCUGAUGACUGGGACCCCCGGAGAAGAGGUCGCCAGCACCCCGGCCUUGCCUAGGGAGCCAGCCACAGGAUCCGGGGGUCUCAUCUUCCACCCAGACUGGAACUGGCUACCCCAAGAUGUGUGGCUACCAGGCAGCCUGCGGGACCCCCAGUGCCUGGUGACGCUGGAUGGGCGUGGUAACAGGAGCAGUGCCCCCCUGCGAGUGGUGGGGGCCCUGAGCAGCAAUGAGCAGGCCUUCCUGGAGGCUGUGCACCACGCUCACUGGAGCCCCCAUGACCUGGCCACCUUUGGGGUUUGUGCCCCCAGUGAAAGGCAGGCUGCCCUACCCCCUCUGCAGCAGCUGCAAGCCUGGCUGCGGGAGCCUAGGGGGCAGCGGCUGCUGGUCCUGCACCUGGAGGAAGUGACAUGGGAACCAACACCCUCGCUGAGGUUCCAGGAGCCCCCACCUGGAGGAGCUGGCCGCCCAGAGCUGGCACUGCUGGUGCUGUACCCCGGGCCUGGCCCCCAGGUCACUGUCACGGGGGCUGGGUUGCUGGGUGCCCAGAGUCUCUGCCUGUCCCCGGACACCCGCUACUUGGCACUAGUGGUGAACCACCCAGCGGGGGCAUGGCGCAGCGCCGGGCUCGCCUUGACCCUGUGGCCCCGAGGAGACGGUGGCGACCUGAGCACCGCCCAGCUGCAGGAAAUGCUUUUCGGAGCCGACCGCCGCUGCUUCACGCGGAGGACCCCAGCGCUGCUGCUGCUGCUGCUGGGGCAGCCCGGGCCGGAGCCACUGCCCGCGCACGGCCGGCUGGACACCGUGCCUUUCCCACCGCCCAGGUCGUCUCCAGAACCCGAGGAGCCGCCGGCCAGCACGGACCCCUUCCUGGAGACGCUCACGCGCUUAGUGCGCACGCUGCGGGGGCCCCCGGGCCGGGCCUCGCCGCCGCGCCUGGCCCUGGACCCAGGCGCGCUGGCAGGCUUCCCGCAGGGCCUGGUCAACCUGUCGGACCCCGCGGCGCUGGAGCGCCUGCUCGACAGCGAGGAGCCGCUUCUGCUGCUGUCGCCCACUGCGGCCACUGUCGGGGACCCCGCGACGCUGCAGGGCCCGCCGUCCGCGCCGUGGGCCGUGGGCUUGGCGCGCCGUGUGGCCGCCGAGCUGCAGGCCGCAGCCGCCGAGCUGCGAGGCCUCCCGGGGCUGCCGCCCGCCGCCACGCCGCUGCUGGCGCGCCUGCUCACGCUGUGCCCGGGGGACCCGGACGGCCUGGGCGGCCCGUUGCGCGCGCUGCUACUGCUGAAGGCGCUCCAGGGUCUGCGCGCCGAGUGGCGCGGGCGUGAGCGGGGUGGGCGGGCGCAGCGCAGCGCGGGUGCCGGGUCUGCUGACGGGCCGUGCGCGCUGCGCGAGCUGAGCGUGGACCUGCGCGCCGAGCGCUCGGUGCUCAUCCCCGAGACCUACCAAGCCAACAACUGCCAGGGCGCGUGCGGCUGGCCGCAGUCCGACCGCAACCCGCGCUACGGCAAUCACGUGGUGCUGCUGCUUAAGAUGCAGGCCCGCGGCACUGCCCUGGCGCGCCCGCCCUGCUGCGUGCCCACGGCCUACACGGGCAAGCUCCUCAUCAGCCUGUCCGAGGAGCGCAUCAGCGCGCACCAUGUGCCCAACAUGGUGGCCACGGAGUGCGGCUGCCGGUGACCCCUGCGCCGGGCCCCAGCGACAUCCCUGCCCAUAUUUAUUCAGACCCCAAGCACUGCCCCCAAUAAAGACCAGCAGCACCCGGCUGGGGUGUCCGUGCGUGUUUGGGGCAGGUGAGGGUCCCCU
Manis pentadactyla (Chinese pangolin) is the source of this 2151-nucleotide messenger RNA. It is a transcript of the gene AMH, whose product is annotated as anti-Mullerian hormone. NCBI's taxonomy places the organism in Eukaryota, Metazoa, Chordata, Mammalia, Pholidota, Manidae. The transcript is spliced from 5 exons. Gene Ontology annotation, biological process: Mullerian duct regression; gonad development. The coding region runs from base 301 to 2025 and encodes 574 amino acids. The record is from RefSeq and is a predicted model, not a curated record. Gene Ontology annotation, molecular function: growth factor activity.